CUUUCUCUCUCAGACCCAUUUACGAGAAACUCAUGUUUUUCUUCCAAAUGAUCUCUUCUCAGCAAAGAGCUAGCACCAUGACUGAGAGUCAUCCAGGUUCUAGUCCUCUUUUGUCAAAUUACUCCGAUGGCGGAGAAAAUAAGAUCAAUGGGUUGAAUGACAGUGCUACUGUCAGUGAGAGGAGCGGAUCUGCUAGGAUUCCACAGUUGGUGGAGGAAAUAAAAGACUUGUAUGCCAUUGCCAUCCCAACAAUCGCCACUGGGCUUCUAACUUAUUUCAAGUCUGCAAUAUCCAUGCACUUCAUGGGUAAGCUAGGUAAAGAUACAUUAGCUGGUGGAAGCCUAGCCAUUGGCAUGGCCAACAUCACGGGUUAUUCUGUGAUUUCUGGCCUUGCAACAGGUAUGGAAGGGAUCUCUUCUCAAGCUUGUGGGGCCCGAAAAUGGAACCUUGUUGGGGAAACCCUCCAAUGCACCAUCAGCAUUCUGAUGAUGACAUGCAUACCCAUUUCAGCCUUAUGGCUCAACUUUGAAUCCCUCCUUCUGUUAUUCGGCCAAAACCCCGCCAUCUCAUCGAUUGCGGCCACCUAUCUUGCAUACUCUAUCCCUGACCUACUUUGUCAGUCCCUAAUCGGCCCUCUGAAAAUUUUCUUGAGAACCCAAGGUGUGACCCUCCCUCUCAUGUACACUGCAGCUUUGACUCUAAUGCUGCAUGCAAUCAUGAAUUAUGUGGUGAUUCACACUAUUGGUUUGGGAAUUCAAGGGAUUGCCUUGGUUGGAGCCUUCACCAAUCUAACCUUUAUAAUUGUCCUUGUGCUUUACAUAUGGGUCUCUGGGGUUUGUUCUCAAUCUUGGCAGGGUUGGUCAUGGCAGUGCUUCAAUCACUGGAAGCCUAUUCUUGGUCAAGGAGUCCCGAGCUGUGUCUCGGUUUGUUUGGAGUGGUGGUGGUAUGAGUUAUUGGUGCUCUUUUCAGGGCUCCUAGAGAAUGCUGCAGAUAAUGUAUCCACCUAUGGAAUAAUAAUCCAGGCCACUUCAUUUAUGUAUAAUUUUCCUAAUGCAUUAGGUUUGGCUGUUUCAACAAAAGUAGGUAAUGAGCUUGGAGCGAAUAGGCCUAACAAGGCCAAGUCAUCAUCGUACACUGCUUUGCUAUGUGCUUGUUUCACAGCCAUUGUGGCUAUGUUGUCGAUGGUGUCUGCGAGCAAUGUCUGGGGACUAAUGUUUACCGACGAUGAAGCUAUUCUGUCUCUGCUCUCAACAACAUUGCCCAUUGUGGGUCUGUGUGAGCUUGGGAACUGUCCUCAGACUACAAUUUGUGGGAUGCUAUGUGGGAGUGCUAGGCCUGGUUUGGGUGCCAAAAUAAACUUUUUUUCAUUUUAUGGUGCGGGCUUGCCUGUGGGUCUUUUGCUGUGCUUCCGCUUUCAUUUGGGCUUGUUGGGCCUCUUUCUGGGCCUGCUGUCGGCUCAGAUAGUCUGUGCUAUUUCUAUGGUGGUUGCAUUGACACGAACUGAUUGGAAGGAACAGGCAAAUAGGGCGAAGAAGUUAACAGGUGGAAUCGGAGAGACCAACGGUGAAAGCAGUGGAGAUGUUGAAGGAGCUGGAGCUGCUUCUGUGUGUUUCUAAAACAACCUUUGGUGGUGAUGUUUUAAGUUAAUAAAGAUGUUUUUCCUGUGUGUUUCUUUCUAGUACUGUUUGAGGGUUUCCUCUGUUUUAUGUCCAAUGUUGUGUUAUGUGGACAACUUUGUUUCAAUUGAGUUCAGGUCUUUCUGUUUGUGUCUAAGUAGUCUCUUCCAUUGAGAUUACUCUGUCAACCUUUGAAAUUUUCAAUAAAA
Messenger RNA from Vigna radiata var. radiata (mung bean), 1825 nucleotides. Its product is annotated as protein DETOXIFICATION 49-like. The record is from RefSeq and is a predicted model, not a curated record. Gene Ontology annotation, biological process: xenobiotic detoxification by transmembrane export across the plasma membrane. Gene Ontology annotation, molecular function: xenobiotic transmembrane transporter activity; antiporter activity. Bases 33 to 1616 code for a protein of 527 amino acids. The transcript has 2 exons. Gene Ontology annotation, cellular component: membrane. Lineage: Eukaryota; Viridiplantae; Streptophyta; Magnoliopsida; Fabales; Fabaceae.